CUGGAGACGCAGCCCCGCAUACAAUGCGGGCGCUGCAGGGAGAUCAUGGGGGUCCCAGCAUGGGGGGUCCCCUUUGGAUAGGGGAUAAGAUGUCUUAGCGCCGGUGUACCCCUUUAAUCCUUUGAGAAGAAGUCCAGAGUGUGGCUGGACCAUGAGUGAGGACUUUUUCAGCAAUGGAGUCCAAACUAUAUCUUUUGUUUUGGCUUCUUCUUCUUGACCAUCAGAGACCUUCUAUGAGCACACCUAUCCUUAGAGCUGGCUGUAGACCUGGCACAUCGGAAGAAUGUAAGGAUGCUAGAUUUGUCCCAGGUCAUACACUCUUAGGAGAAGGCAUUAAUAUUGUCACCAUGGAGUCAACCGGAUCUUUUCUUCUCGACCUACAAGAAGUUGGAGAGAAAUGUACACUGUGCAGGAACCCUCACAACAACAACAACAUGGAGAAACUACCCAAGGCCCUGGUGGACUGGAGACCUGAGACCACAUGUUCCAAAAAUAUACAAAGCUCGGUGUCUCGGUCUAAAGUGUCGGUAGCCGAUGAAGCGACUUCUACAGUGCAAAACGAUUGGAAAAUUGGUCUUAAUGUGAAUGUUUAUGCGGUGGAUGUCAAAACAGCUGUGGGAGGUUCUCAGAGUCAGAUGGCCAAGUUUGCCAAUAGUAAAAGCCUCACCGACAAUUACAGCUUUCUGAGCCACAAGUUGGAAUGCGCCUUCUACAGUUUUCGCCUUGGAUCGAAUGCCUCACUAACUUCUCAUUUUCAAAAGUCUUUAGAAGAACUUCCAGGUUUCUAUAAUAAGGCCGAAUACAGACGUCUGAUUGACAGCUUUGGCACCCACUAUAUCACCCGUGUAAAAGUUGGAGGUCGGACCCAAGAGGUGACUGCAGUGAGAACAUGUCAACUGGCUAUGAGUGGAUUUAAGAUGGACGAGGUCAAGGAUUGUCUUUCAGUUGAAGCCGAGAUUGGAGUAAAUAAAGGAGACAGUUCGGCCAGUAUCGAUUCCAAGGUUGAGCAUUGCAAAAACAAAUUAUCAAAAACAGAUCUUGGAAAAAGUUUUCAUCAAACUUUCAGUGAAAGUGUGUCUAAGGUGAUUGGAGGAAAUGCAACGUUUGAUCUUCUCUCCACCAAUAAAGCCUCUACUGAUGUCUUCAAGAAGUGGAUAGAAAGCCUGAAGACCUUCCCCGGUCUGGUCUCCUAUUCCUUAGAGUCCAUCCAUAACUUGGUGAAAACCAAUGGUUCUAAGAAAGAGAAUCUCAAACUGGCCAUAAGUGAUUACAUCAAGGAGAAGGCUUUAUCACAGAAGUGUUCUUGUCCCGGCCGCCAUGUUACCAACCAAGGGAAAGACUGCUCCUGUACAUGUUCAGCUUCUAAGUACACGAGUUCUGACUGCUGCCCAACACAUCGAGGAGCUGCCAAACUUCAUGUGACCAUCAAAUCUGCCACCGGUCUUUAUGGUGACUACUGGACACAGACAGAUGCCUAUGUGAUAUUUAAAUUUGAUGAUGUUUCAAUGAGAACCCCGACCAUCAUGGACAAAAAUAAACCAACAUGGAAUAAGAAAUAUGAAUUGGGACUUGUAGAGCUCAGGGAAAGUAGAAAGUACACCAUAGAGGUUUGGGAUGAGGAUCCUUCUGAUGCUGAUGAUCUCCUGGGAAAGUGCCAAAAAGUUCUUAUUUCAGGAGAAUACUUUGAAACCUGUUACCUUAACCACGGCAGCCUCUCAUACUCUGUGAAUGCUGCUUGUGUCGACCACCUCCAUGGGCAGGUUUGUCACGAUUAUAGCGCAGUGCCCCCACGUGCUUAGUCAAGGGUCCGAAGUGCCCCUUAGUGUACAAGCUUCUACCCUGGUGGAGCUGUACUCUGCAGUCAUAUGUAUAUCCUUACUUUGUAAUUUUCAUGCUUAUGUUAAGGCAGGUUUAAACUUCUUUGAGCUUCUU
This is a messenger RNA of Hyla sarda, 1932 nucleotides long. RefSeq names its product perforin-1-like. Gene Ontology annotation, cellular component: membrane attack complex. NCBI's taxonomy places the organism in Eukaryota, Metazoa, Chordata, Amphibia, Anura, Hylidae. The record is from RefSeq and is a predicted model, not a curated record. The coding region runs from base 174 to 1799 and encodes 541 amino acids. The transcript has 4 exons. Gene Ontology annotation, biological process: immune response.